This is a messenger RNA of Cariama cristata (Red-legged seriema), 2067 nucleotides long. RefSeq names its product P450 (cytochrome) oxidoreductase (gene POR). The transcript is spliced from 15 exons. The coding region runs from base 6 to 2039 and encodes 677 amino acids. The record is from RefSeq and is a predicted model, not a curated record. Lineage: Eukaryota; Metazoa; Chordata; Aves; Cariamiformes; Cariamidae. Gene Ontology annotation, molecular function: flavin adenine dinucleotide binding; NADPH-hemoprotein reductase activity; FMN binding. Gene Ontology annotation, biological process: response to hormone. Gene Ontology annotation, cellular component: cytosol.
CCAUCAUGGGGGAUGCCAGCAUGGAACCAAACAUCUCCACUCCUGACAACACUGCAGAGCAAGACUCUCUCUUCAGCAUGAUGGGCAUGUUUCUCAUCUCACUCAUCACUGGGCUUUUUACUUACUAUUUCUUCUUCCGCAAGAAAAAGGAGGAAAUCCCAGACCUCCCCAAAAUGCAAUCAGUAGCAGCUCCGGUGAGGGACAGCAGCUUCAUUGAGAAGAUGAAGAAGACGGGGCGAAACAUAGUGGUUUUCUAUGGUUCCCAGACGGGUACAGCAGAGGAGUUUGCCAAUCGUCUCUCCAAAGACGCUCAUCGCUACGGUCUCAGGGGCAUGGCAGCGGAUCCAGAGGAGUAUGACUUGUCGGACCUGAGUCGCCUCUCGGAGAUCGACAAGUCCUUAGCUGUGUUCUGCAUGGCCACUUACGGCGAGGGUGAUCCCACAGACAAUGCCCAAGACUUCUACGACUGGCUGCAGGAGGCUGACGCCGACUUGUCAGGUCUCCGAUUCGCAGUCUUUGGGCUGGGGAACAAGACUUACGAGCACUUCAAUGCCAUGGGAAAGUACGUGGACAAGAGAUUGGAGGAACUUGGAGCCCAUCGCAUCUUUGAACUUGGACUGGGAGAUGACGAUGGCAACUUGGAAGAAGACUUCAUCACCUGGAGAGAGCAGUUCUGGCCAGCGGUGUGUGAGCACUUCGGGGUGGAGGCUACAGGAGAAGAGUCCAGCAUCCGCCAAUACGAGCUGGUGGUGCACACAGAUGUGAACAUGAACAAAGUCUACACCGGUGAGAUGGGCCGUCUCAAGAGCUACGAGAACCAGAAGCCACCAUUUGAUGCCAAGAACCCCUUCCUGGCCCAGGUUACAGAGAACCGCAAGCUGAAUGAGGGUGGAGAGCGACACCUUAUGCACCUGGAGCUGGAUAUCUCCAAUUCCAAAAUCAGGUACGAGUCUGGGGACCACGUGGCGGUGUACCCAGCCAACGACUCUUCUCUGGUGAAUCAGAUUGGUGAGAUCCUGGGCACAGAUCUGGACAUGAUCAUGUCCCUCAACAAUUUGGACGAGGAAUCCAAUAAGAAACAUCCCUUCCCCUGCCCCACAUCCUACCGUACAGCCCUGACAUACUACCUGGACAUCACCAACCCACCCCGCACCAAUGUCCUCUACGAGCUGGCCCAGUACGCCACGGACGCCGGCGAGCAGGAGCGCCUCCGCAAAAUGGCAUCGUCUGCUGCCGAGGGGAAGGCUCUCUACCUUAGCUGGGUGGUGGAGGCCCGGAGGAACAUCCUGGCCAUCCUGCAGGACAUGCCCUCGCUGCGUCCCCCCAUCGACCACUUGUGUGAGCUCCUGCCUCGCCUGCAGGCCCGCUACUACUCCAUCGCCUCUUCCUCCAAGGUUCACCCCAACGCCAUCCACAUUUGUGCCGUGACAGUGGAGUAUGAGACCAAGACGGGACGCCUGAACAAAGGGGUGGCCACCAACUGGCUCAAGAACAAGGUGCCCAACAAGAAUGGUAGCAACUCCCUGGUGCCCAUGUACGUCAGGAAGUCGCAGUUUCGCCUGCCCUUCAAACCCGGCACGCCCGUCAUCAUGGUUGGACCAGGAACUGGCAUAGCCCCCUUCAUCGGCUUCAUUCAGGAGCGGGCCUGGCUGAAGCAGCAAGGCAAAGAGGUGGGUGAGACAGUGCUUUACUAUGGCUGCCGUCAUGAGCGUGAGGAUUACCUGUACCGCGAGGAGCUGGCCCGCUUCCAUCAGGAGGGAGUCCUUACCCAGCUCAACGUUGCCUUCUCCAGGGACCAGGCCGAGAAGGUUUAUGUUCAGCACUUGCUGAAGAACAACAAGGAAAAUGUCUGGAAGCUGGUUAAUGAGGGGAACGCUCAUAUCUACGUGUGCGGCGAUGCUCGCAACAUGGCCCGGGAUGUGCAGAACACUUUCUACGAGAUCGUGGCCGAAUUCGGGAACAUGAGCCAGCCCCAGGCCGUGGACUAUGUAAAGAAACUGAUGACAAAGGGCCGGUACUCUUUGGAUGUCUGGAGCUAAGAGUGGGGCUGGCAGGGCUGGGGAGAGA